AUGAAGAAACUCAUACUAGCUUCGAUACUAGCAUGGCUGAUAUCUCAAGUCUAUGCGCAGAACAUGACUGCAAAGGAAGCUUGUCCAGAUCCGGCCUUCGCGUACCCAGUAACCUGUCUUUCAAUUCAUUCUCCUUCCAAUAAUGCGAAUUCGAAUGAUACUGUGGCAUAUAAAUAUGGGUGCUUGAAAUCUCAGGAACAGGCUCUUAAUAGUGCGAGUUUUUGCUCUGUGAAUCAGACGCUAAGUCAAGUAAAUGUUACCUUUCAAUGUAUUACGACGUACACACCUAUAACGUGUGACUCUACAAGUGCAGAUCCCAUUGUCUCUUGCGCACCGAGUUAUAACCUGACUCAGUAUGGGUCUUGUCCUGGACGAACAUGCCCGAUAGUAUACCAAAGCAGUGGAGCUCUCUUCAACUAUACAAACACUUGUGGAACUACGUGUUAUGGCCCAAAGUAUCAGUGUUGCCCUGGCUAUCUUAACGUUAUUGGAAGCAAUGCACUGUGUCUGAAUCCAGGAGCUAUAUCGGCUAGUCCGUCUGCUACUGCAUCGCCUGGAACGGCUCCGAAAUCCACUUCUGGUGGAGGGCAACGACAUUCGAUAACGGUCUUUGGAUUAUGGUCUUUUAUUGUCAUACUUUACCACGUCUUUAAUCCUACUCCUGUAUCAGCUUCUUCAAAAACACAACCACAACAAACACCCAAAAUGUUGAAACAAGACGAGGAGGAAGACGCGCCAAGGAGGUCAUGGCUAAAUCCACAGCUAGCCAAGUUCACUCUCUUCUUCUUCAUCGCCCUGCUGCUAAUCAAUGCUUUUGCAAUGGUGAUUGUAUCGACCUCAACGUAUGAAGGGACGGGACCAUUCCCUGGACAGAGCGAUCUGUUUCCGCAAGAUUUGCUGCUAGCUCUGACGGUAUUGGGAGCUCUAAACUUUGCGAGGGGUGCAUCCAUAUGCUUUUACAGCCUUCGGAUGUCGUCUAUGGGCCUCAUAAUCUCCUCAAUCCUCGCAAUAGUAUACGUCGCCGUGCACCUCGUCCUCGGCUUCAUUGCAUCAAACACAAUCGCAGACGCCUCAACAACAUGGAUAACCCUCUCAGACGACAAACGCACAUCCAUCGCCGCCAUAAUUGGCUGUGGAUACGAUCAAGCACACGACUGUAUAACAAUAGCAACAUCGAUACGGCAGAAUGAAAUCUUUAUUGUUGCGAUAUGGAUGAUACUAGGUGCUGUGAUACAUGCUGCUGCAGGUGUAUCGGCCAUGAUUGUGUAUUAUGCUAUUCGGACGCAUGCGUAUGAUAUGGAUGAGGAGAUUAUACAGGAGUAUGGUAUGAAUGAGAGCGGGAGGGAUCCAAGCUGGGAUCAGCAGAGGCCGCCGUCGGUUAUAGAGACCAGUAGGAGUGAUACCCGAGAAUCUAGUAAUACGGAGGGUAAAGCUGUAGAGGUUGGAGUCAUUGAUGAUCUCAAAAGGCUGGCUGAUGGGAGACAAGCUGUCGGUCUAUAG
This is a messenger RNA of Synchytrium microbalum, 1500 nucleotides long. RefSeq lists its product as uncharacterized. The transcript is spliced from 7 exons. The coding region runs from base 1 to 1500 and encodes 499 amino acids. The record is from RefSeq and is a predicted model, not a curated record. Lineage: Eukaryota; Fungi; Chytridiomycota; Chytridiomycetes; Synchytriales; Synchytriaceae.